This is a messenger RNA of Ylistrum balloti, 3072 nucleotides long. Its product is annotated as putative transcription factor SOX-15. The record is from RefSeq and is a predicted model, not a curated record. The coding region runs from base 1 to 3072 and encodes 1023 amino acids. Gene Ontology annotation, molecular function: RNA polymerase II cis-regulatory region sequence-specific DNA binding; DNA-binding transcription factor activity, RNA polymerase II-specific. The transcript has 7 exons. Lineage: Eukaryota; Metazoa; Mollusca; Bivalvia; Pectinida; Pectinidae. Gene Ontology annotation, biological process: anatomical structure morphogenesis; regulation of DNA-templated transcription; cell differentiation.
AUGACAGAACAGAUGACAAAGAGGACCAUUGGAAGCGUGGACCGUGAUGUGUCAUACCAUGAGGAUAUGUUUCGUUCGAAAAAACUGAAAGUGAACUCAGAUGAAGGCACUGAACAGACUGCUAAGCAACAACACAAUGAGGACCGAAACAACAGCAACUGUCCUGUGAAAGUAAAGGUAAAUGUUUCUGAAUGCAACAAACAUCCAAAAGUUACUGGUACUGAUCCGACUCCAUAUAGAAUUGUUGUUAGCGAGAAUCACAAGGACAGAAAUUUUGACGAUGAGGCACAAAAAGCAUCAACCAUACUAAAAAAUAUAGUGAUGGAAAAGAUGAAUGAUAGAAUAUCUGAUUCACAAGAACAUUCAACAUCAGCUUUUCAAGGAGUUCAGCAACAUAAUUAUCAACCCAUGGUACCGUUGACAUGCAAAAUUCCAUUCUCACGCCCAAUAGCACCAAUACGCUAUCUUCCUGUCCAGAGCAACGUUUAUCCACAAUUCGUGAGACACAACGCUACUACGGUCGGAAAUCUGGCAUCACUACCUGCUCAGGUUGGUAUGCCAAGAAUGGUUCAACAGCCGGGAAAAACGAUGGUCCAGCCAAUUCCACCGGUGUCUUCAGUUACGAGAACUUUGCUACCGACAUGCGGGGCAUUGCCAACAGUUAUUCCAACGUCAACUGGAACAGCCACCCAAUCAACAGGAACCAUGACGUCGAUAAAUGAUCCUAGUUUGCCAAGUAAUGAAUACUUCAGCAAUAUUACUAGCCCGGCGAUUAAAACUACUGUUCAGGUUAUGCCUGGCACAUCAAUGAUGUACAAAACCCCAGGCGCAACUUUCAGAAACCGACAUGGCAAAGUCAAACGCCCGAUGAACGCGUUCAUGGUUUGGGCGCGGAACUACCGGAGUCGUCUCUCUGAGGAAAUGCCACAAGCUUCUAAUGCACAAAUCAGCGUGCGACUCGGAGAGAUAUGGGGAAGUAUGUCGCUUGCCGAGAAGGAAAAGUUCUUCAGGGAAGCGGAACGCAUCAAGCUGCAACACAACCGAGAUUUUCCAGGUUGGGUAUACCAACCCAAACAGAAGAAAGUCCAAAUUGAGACCCAGCAUGACCGCCUUUGGGCGAGAUUUGGAUCAAACUCAUGCAAGGAACAUCCGACAGAAAUGGCAACCAAUCCUCCACAUGAAGUAGCAACUCAUCAAAUUGUCACCCCUACUCCAGUGACCGUGUACCCAAAAACUUCCAUUGUCAACACAUCCAAUGUAUGCGUGACGUCUCCACUUCCUUCCUUUUCCCAGCUGACACAGACAGUUACUGGUCCCAAACCAAUAUUAUCCAUGGAGACAGAAGGACAUCAGACGUCGGGGACUAGAGGCAGGGAGUCAUUUGACAAAGAAUCGAUCGGGAGGCCAACAGCCUUCAAGUCAGUGAGCAGCAGUCAAACACCGGUCGUUACUAGACAAGUUCUAUCCAAGAAGGAACAUGGCCCAACACUUCAGUUAACAUCAUCUGCAGUAUGCCAAUCUCCACUGAAGAUGACAGCUUCUUCUUUGACAACUAGAGGAAGUCCUGCUAGCGGGAAUGUUAGGUCACUGUCCAGUGCAGUGACGGGAUGUCCCUCCCCUAAAGGUCGACCGCCAAGUAUUUCCCGUAGAAUUCCUCAUGCACCAGAGAUGCUGAUUUCCACACAACGGUCCUACAGGGAAGCGAUCUUCACCAAGAGCAAUUCCAUUAGUCCACCCAAAACCAAGUCUGUUUCCUCUGGACCCAUUUUGAGUACUUCCACUUCGGACACGAUGCUACAGAAAGCAAACGUCACGCCUCUGACAACGACCAGCGACGUCAGAGUGACGGGAUCACAUAGGGGUAGCGCGGAUCCCGUUGACGAGUUGUGGCCGUUCCCUCUCCCCUCAGUAGAACAGACGCAUCACGUGGAUGUGCUAUAUGAUGAUCAUCUCCGUUAUGAGCGCGACAGUGGCACGGGAUUCAUUGAUCCCUACAACCCGUUUUAUUACGACGGCAGUUAUGACGAAACAAGGUCAGGGUUACAGGUCGACGUAAACAGUUGGCAGAAAUAUUUGAACUACACAAAGAUGCAAAGCGAAUCGGAGGACAAGACAAAUCUGACCAAGUACUUUCCUACGCCGCCACCGCUUAGCAAUAGCAGCAGCAGCUGGUGUGACCAGAUUCCCACUAUUACUGACCAUAGUGUCCAGCAAGAAGUCACUCGUCCUAAACAGACUGGAAAUGGAUCGGACCACGAACCACGCCGCACAUCCUCCGAAUCUUGUUUUGCGUCUUCUCUGACUAGUGCUAUAAACGUACUUGAUGACGUCAGUAAUAGCACCGUCGACUACGCCGACGGAAAUCACCGUGGUUACCAGCAGAGCAACACAUCACAGCCAUCAGCAGACGUCGCAGAUCUGCAGUAUCAAAACAAUACUCUUCAAGCUUUAGAUCUCAGUUCGGGUACUCGAGCACAAACAAGUGCGUCAAAUAUUGUUUACCUAGGACAGGAAACCGCUCAUAUAGGGUCUGGCGAUGGUGUCGGAUCUAUUCCUAUGGAGGCGGGAAGUCCACCAGGUAAAUCUGAAGAUUCGAGACCAUUGAAGAAGAGAAUAGAGCGAUACAGGAAGGAAUUCAUCAACGGAAGGCCUUAUGUCACAGCAGGUGAUGUUCCGACGGGAACUUAUCUCGAAGAUGUGGUGUUCCUUACAUCCCCAGAGAAGGCAGCAGAAGAAGAGGUUUUGUCUGGUAACUUGUCAAGGCAUGCAAAUGGGUAUACCUCCACCGAUCCAACUAGAGACCCUAUCACCUCUCAAGGGAUCGUAAUAGAUGUAGCACAUGACUUUGUCAAAUCGCUUAAAUCGGGCGCAGUUAUCACCGAUCUUACUCCCGUAAAUAUGACAAACGUGAAGUCAAUCCAUAUUGAUGCCAAAGCUGUUGAACGUGCAACAAACCAGAACCGAGACAACAGUACAGAAAGAAUGAGAGAUACCGAAAAAGGUUUAGAAGUUGUGAAUUACACUGAACCUUGUAAAGUCAAUAUAAAGGAAGAAGUGUUGGGUGAUCACUAA